CCCCGACACACUGGACUCCUCUCCCCCACGGCAGAGCGCGCAGGUCCCGCGGAAGAUCAUGGAGGUAUCGGCCCUGACCAAAAAGCUGUGGUGCGUCCACAAGCAACUCAUCCUGGUUAUCACUCCGCUACUGUUUCUGCCGCUCAUUUUUGCGUUGCCAGAGAAGGAGGGAAAAUGCUUAUAUGUGGUGGUUUUGAUGGCUACUUUCUGGUGCACAGAGGCCCUUCCUUUGGCGGUCACUGCGAUGCUUCCCGUAUGCUUGUUUCCCACUCUGGGAAUCCUUCCAUCCAAAAAAGUGUGCCCUCAGUACUUCCUGGAGACUAACUUCUUGUUCCUGAGCGGGCUAGUGAUGGCGUCAUCCAUCGAAGAAUGGGGUCUGCACCGAAGAAUCGCUCUGAAAGUCCUGAGCAUUGUUGGAGUUCAGCCCGCCUGGUUGAUUCUGGGGAUGAUGCUGACCUCAUCCUUCCUCUCCAUGUGGCUCAGUAACACCGCCACGACUGCCAUGAUGCUUCCAAUCGCUAACGCCAUCCUGGAGAGUCUGUUUGGAGACUUGGAGAAGCUCAAACGCAAGUGCACUGACAAAGAGGAGACAGACGCAGACGGUAUUCUGUUAGCUCACUCCACUAAGCUGCAUUCGCUUCCCUCCCUGCCAUCAGAAAAACAAAUACUGUCAAUGGAUAUAGAGGAUGCACCUGAGCCUCCAGACACAAGGAGUGCGGAGGAGAUCCAGUCCGAGGCACAGUACCAGCUCCAAGUUUGGAAAGGCUUCCUCAUCUGUAUCCCGUACGCCGCCAGUAUCGGGGGGACCGCCACUUUGACUGGCACCGCGCCAAACCUCAUCCUCAUCGGACAGCUCAAGAGUUACUUCCCAGACUGUGACCUGAUAAACUUUGGUUCGUGGUUCGCCUUUGCCUUCCCGCUCAUGCUGCUCUUCCUGUUCGUGGGGUGGCUCUGGAUUGCAUUUCUCUAUGGAGGACUCAACACAAGGUUGUGUUUUAAAAGGGAGGACCACAGGGCGAAAGCAGAGGCCAGAGCCAAAGCCAUGAUCAUGGAAGAUUACAAAAAGCUCGGGCCCAUAAAUUUUGCAGAAGGAGCGAUCUCUUUCUUUUUUGUACUAUUUGCGGUUCUCCUUUUCACAAGAGAUCCUAAGUUUGUCACUGGUUGGGCUGUGUUUUUUAAAAAGGGCUAUGUUUCAGAUGCAGUCACUGGCGUCAUUAUUGUGUCCAUACUCUUCUUUUUCCCGUCUCAGAAACCCUCUCUGCGCUGGUGGUUUGACCCUCAUGCUUCCAACACACCGUACGUUCCUCUUUUGUCCUGGAAAAAAGCUCAGGAUUCUGUUCCCUGGAACAUUAUUCUGCUGCUGGGAGGAGGCUUUGCUAUGGCCAAGGCCUGUGAGGAGUCUGGUCUGGCCUCUUGGAUUGGGGCUCACCUCCAGCCUCUGGCACAGGUCCCUCCGGCUGCCGCAGUCAUGCUCAUCACGGCCUUCCUUGCCUGCUUCACCGAGUUUGCCUCCAACACAGCCACCAUCAUCAUCUUUUUACCUGUCAUCGCUGAACUGGCUAUCCUUGUCUCUGUGAACCCGCUCUACUUCAUGUUACCUGCCACUGUGGGCUGCUCCUAUGCCUUCAUGCUUCCAGUGUCCACUCCUCCAAACUCGAUCGCUUUUGCUUCAGGACAUCUCCGAAUAAAAGAUAUGGUGAAGACAGGCUUCAUCAUGAACAUCCUGGGCAUCCUGUGUGUGUCUCUGGCCGUGAACACGUGGGGCUGCUUUAUGUUUGAUCUGAGCUCAUAUCCAGAAUGGGCCCAUCCCAUCAACUCCACUGCAGGAGCCACCAGCAUCAAGCUCUCACCCAUCCAAAACACUACGCUCUGAUUGAAACACUACACUCUGAAGGAGGGGUAGGAGCGACUGUGAAAUGGUCUGACACUAAAGGACAUAUGGACCCAACUUAAGAAAAAAAUGGGACAUUAAUGGAUGGGAGACGACAUAGGAAAAGUGAUGUAAAUGAUGCACAUGGACAACUAAAUAAGACCACAAGGGCAUACUUCUUAAAUAGUAAGGUUCUUCAUGUUAAUACUGACUGU
This is a messenger RNA of Periophthalmus magnuspinnatus, 2085 nucleotides long. It is a transcript of the gene slc13a3, whose product is annotated as solute carrier family 13 member 3. Gene Ontology annotation, molecular function: succinate transmembrane transporter activity; sodium:dicarboxylate symporter activity; citrate transmembrane transporter activity. Gene Ontology annotation, cellular component: membrane. The transcript is spliced from 13 exons. The record is from RefSeq and is a predicted model, not a curated record. NCBI's taxonomy places the organism in Eukaryota, Metazoa, Chordata, Actinopteri, Gobiiformes, Gobiidae. Gene Ontology annotation, biological process: monoatomic anion transmembrane transport; citrate transport. The coding region runs from base 59 to 1873 and encodes 604 amino acids.